AUGGACGUGGAGUCCCUCUUCACGAACGUCCCCGUUGAUGAAACAAUACAGAUAAUUCUGGAUCGUGUAUACAGAGACGACUCCACGCCCCCAUUAAACAUCCCGGAGCAUGCUCUCCAAAAACUCCUUGAAAUAUGUACAAAAAAGGCCCCUUUCUCCACCCACAGAGGCCAUAUGUACACGCAAAAAGACGGUGUAGCGAUGGGUUCUCCCCUCGGAGUACUUUUUGCGAACUUCUAUAUGGGUGCUGUGGAACGUCAGGUAUUCGCCACCAUCGAGAAACCGUCUAUGUACGUCCGAUAUAUUGACGACACCUUCAUCAGUGCCAACACGGUGGAAGAAAUAGAGCACCUGCGACAAGCUUUACACGACCACAGCAGACUCAACUUCACCAUCGAGCAUUGCCGUGACCGUCGCCUCCCCUUCCUUGACGUCCUCGUCGGGCAACAAGAACGCUUCGCAACACAAGUGUAUACGAAACCCACGAACUUGGGCAUGUGCCUGAAUGGCGAGAGCGAGCAAAAGGCAAACCAGGGCAUCGCAAACAUAACACGGCAGCGUCUAGCUUGCGUCCUGUUUGUGGGUCAUAUCACACUCCUGUCUCGCCAGUGA
Molecule: messenger RNA, 612 nt
Organism: Macrobrachium nipponense
Lineage: Eukaryota; Metazoa; Arthropoda; Malacostraca; Decapoda; Palaemonidae
Exons: 2
Coding region: 1-612 (203 amino acids)
Source: RefSeq, a predicted model, not a curated record